AAAUUCCGAGGAUCAUGGAACCAGCGUCGGCGUCAGUGUCGUCGGUAGCGGAGUCUCAGGGAACGCCGUCAACGUCGGCGUCAGCGAGCGAGGCGUCGAGAGAGUUAGCGAGACUUUCGAGUCGCGCGUAUCCCACGGAAAUUUCUACCCGGGGGAGCGAAGUAACCGGGUGGAGCACUCGGUCGACUCAUCGGCGGUUGAUCCGGUGGCAAGCUACAUGUCCCGGAGUAGGCCAACCCCUUCUAGUGGGUACCACGUGACGGCGCCCAGGGCGCGGGAACGGUUAUAUCCGCGUACAAGUUCGUACGUCACCGGUCCGCCGCCCUCGUCACACCUAGAUCGCCAUCGGGGUGCUAUGUCCAUGUCUUCCUGGCUCGGCUACGAGUCGGGUUCCACGAGGUAUAGCACCGGUCCCCCACAGCAAUCACCAGCCGCCACUGAUAAUUAUCAAGAAGAAUCUGACAUACACGUGAACAUAAACUCACUCUCCACACAACUAGUUGGCCAGCCGUCAAUUAGACCGUCGUGGGACAUACCAUCACGCUCUGCUUUUCUGUCAGGUGGCGGAGUGAAUAGCGGAAGCGGCGUCAGUAUCAGCAGCUGCGGGGGCGGAGGAGUAGUCGGAACCGGCGGCGGAGUCAGCAGCGGCGGCAGUGGUGGCGGCGGAGGGAACAGCGGCAGUUCCAUGAGACAGCACAAAAAGCAGAGAAGAAAAUCGAGAAGCGGCAGCAGCUCACCAAGCGGGUCAAGUCGUUCUGGUAGCAGCAGCAGUAGCCGGAGUAACAGCUCCGCAGGCAGUACCUCGGGUGACAGUAGUUCCCCCGGGAGUUCUCCUCAUCGUACCGGAAACGCCGCCGUCUCGGACGACAGGAGGCCCUUGGCCAUUUGCGUAAGGAACUUGCCCGCCAGGAGCAGCGAUACCUCACUAAAGGACGGACUCUUUCACGAGUACAAAAAACACGGGAAAGUAACCUGGGUUAAGGUGGUCGGCGCGGCUGGCGACAGGUAUGCGCUGGUCUGCUUCAAGAAGCCCGAGGAUGUCGAAAAGGCCCUUGAAGUAUCCCACGACAAGUUGUUCUUCGGAUGUAAAAUAGAGGUCGCGCCUUACCAGGGCUACGACGUCGAGGACAACGAGUUUAGGCCCUACGAGGCUGAGCUAGAUGAGUAUCAUCCCAAGGCGACCAGGACGUUGUUCAUCGGCAACCUGGAGAAAGAUGUUACCCAGACUGAUCUUAGAAAUAAUUUUGAGCAGUUUGGAGAGAUCAUUGAAAUCGAUAUUAAGAAACAGGGAGCCGUGUCGAGUUAUGCAUUCUGUCAGUAUGCAGACAUCAGCAGUGUCGUAAAGGCAAUGAGGUCGAUGGACGGGGAGCAUCUUGGCUCGAAUCGCAUUAAACUCGGGUUUGGUAAAUCCAUGCCGACAACUUGCGUCUGGGUUGACGGUAUUGGCGAGUGCGUCUCGGAAAAGUACCUGAAUAUGCAAUUUCACCAAUUUGGACCUAUUAAUCAAGCGGUAAUUGAUCGUGAGCGAGGCCACGCGCUUGUAUUUUAUGAGCAAAUGAAUUGUGCUCAAGUUGCGGUCAAAGAAAUGAGAGGUGCAUCGCUCAGAGGACGUCGACUGCAAGUUGACUUUGCCUCGAGGGAAUUGCAAGAGUCAUUUUACGAACAUCUUGAGAGACAGGGUGUCACAGGCGAGAAGCCAUGGGAUUCUCGACCGUCACCUGCGGCGACAUUUGAUGUUGCACGAGAAAGAAGCUUUGAAGCGGCUGUUACAGUGCCUAAUGCAGGAAGCAGGUUUACCAGGUAUGAAACACCACCACGAGCGAGGACAGCGAGUUACUCUCGUACUCCAGGUGGUGGUAGCACACCUGGAGCGAGUCCAGCUCACCCGACGGCAAUGUCACGGACGAGCAGACGAUCGUAUCAAGCGGAUCCUUACUACGAGGGUGAUUACACAGAGCCAACGUCCAGGAGGUUUAGAAGUUACGACGAGUUCAGUCAAGGGAGCGGUGCCAGUCACGACGACUACGAGAGCAGUGUCCUGGGUGACAGUAAACUCAAUGACGACGAUUUACUGCCACCGCCCCGACGUCAUGCUAUCCAAAGUGUGGUAACAAGUGUCGAGCCUCCAGUGCCAUCUUCAUUGCUAUUGCCACCGCCGGACAUUCGACAUCUCCAGAAAGAACGGGUGCAUUUACUGGAACAACUCGAGGAGUGUCAUAGCAGCGGCGACGAGGGAUUCGCGCCGAAAAAACGGCCAAAGCUCGAUAGUUCGUCGGCGAUUCUCUGCGACGACGAUGAGCCCGAAAUAGCUUCGCUUCUCGUGACGUCCCACUCUGGCAGGAAGGGCAUGGACGUCAGGAGGGUAAGCGACAGCAAAAUUCUCGUUCAUCACAAUACCAGGCGCGGGAGUUGCGAAGGUCGCGGACCCGGGCCUUGCAAAAGGCGACGGGACACUUCCAGUAGGCAUCACGAGCACCACGACAGCUCGAGACCUGGCACGCCUCUCGUCGACGAGCGACCGGAAAAUAUCAUUCCAAGUGAACCGAGGAGGUUUCGAGAACGGAGUCAAGAAGGUCCGCUUUCUUUACCGCUUCCUAGGUUCGCUGCACAGAUGAUGAAUAAUAACAAUACCAGCAAUAGCAAUAACAACAACACUAAUAAUAAUAACAACAACAAUAAUAAUAAUUCUAUUUGUUCUUUGCCUAUGACAAUAACCACGGCCUCGGUGACGAUAACAACUACGACCGCGCCUGCGACAACUUUGAUAUUUUCUACAGCAACAACAACAACUGCGGGAACGAUUACGACAACGACGUCGACGUCGGCGGUAGAUCUAUCGCGUGUUAAACAACGAAAAGACGGUGGCAGUAGAGAAAGCAGAGACAGCAAAGAAAACAGAGACUCGAGGCACAGUCGGAGUAAAGACGGCUCGAGAAAAACUAAAAAAGACGACAAUGAUAGUGAGAAAAUUCGUAAUAAAGAACGGGAUGACAAAGAUGAACGAUCCUUGUCGUUAUCGUCAUCCUCUGGUCUUAAUACGGCUGAGUCGACGAGUGAUACUCUCACGGCGACAGACACUCACAAUAAUAGAGACAUUAAAGAGAGCAAAGAGGCUCGUUACGAACGUAAAGAACGGGAGGAACGUGAGAGGCGAGAUAAAGAAGAGCGUGAACGUCAAGAGAGACGCGAUAAAGAAGACCGCGAUAAACUUGAGCGAAAGGAACGUGAGGAGCGGGAGAGACGGGAAAAAGAUGAAGAGCGACGGGAGAAGGAGAGACUUGAGAAAGAACGAAGGGAUCGGGAAGAGAGGGAAAGAGAUCGGGAGAGAAAGGAACGGGAGGAAAUUGAAGCUCGGGAAAAAGACAAGCGGGAAAAAGAACGCUUGGAGAAAGAACGUAAAGAUAGGGAGGAGAAGGACAAACAGGAACGGAGGGACCGGGAGGAACGGGAACGUAAGGAACGUGAGGUGAGAUUAGAACGGGAAAAACAGGAAAAAGAACGCCUCAGGAAGGAACGUGAAGAGUUUGAGAAACGAGAAAAGGAAGAACGGGAGAGAGUUGAGAGGGAACGCAGGAGGGAGGAGAAGGAGAAAAUUGAUCGAGAGCGCAAACGUGAGAGGGAAGAGCGAGAGAGACUGGAGAGGGAGAGGAGGAAAGAAAAGGAAGAACGUGAGAGAGUCGAGAAGGAAAAACGAGAGAAAGAAGAGAAGGAGAAAGUUGAGAAAGUUGAUAAAGUUGAUAAAGUUGAUAAAGUUGAGAAGGAUAAACAUGAAAGGGAAAAACGGGAGAGGAGAGAACGUGAGGAUCUGGAGAAACGGGAGAAGGAGAAGAUUGUUGAACAUGCCAAAAGGCGCGAUCGCGAUGACAAGGAUAAAGAUAAAGAUAGCAAGCGCGAACGUGAGGAAACAAGGCGGCAGCCUGUUGAAAAUCAUCACAUGGGGAACCAGAACCAGGUUCAAGUUUCUUCGCCAGCUCCUGUUUCGCUCAAGCGAAGGUGCUCUUCUCAGGAGACUCCUCAGGAUGAUGAGAGUAAUAAGAGGAUGAAAAUUUCUGACCACCGGCGUGAUAGCAAGGACAGACCUCGGCAAAAUCGGAGGUCUGAAGAUCGUAAGCACAGGAAUGAUUCACAUAGGACUAGUCGGGAGAGCAGGGAGAACCGGGACAGCAAAGACUCUUCAACGUCGACCCAGAGCCAGGAGAGUCGUGAGAGCAGAGAACCGUCAUUGCAGUCUCACGGCAGCAAUGAAUUACCUGGUAAAGAUGUUAUUAUUUCUUCGAGUCGAGAAAUUAAGGAGUGUCGAGAAAAUCGUGAGAGUCGCGAUAGUCGUGAGUCGAGGGAAAGCAGAGACAGUCGUGAAAAUAGAGAUAAUAAUCGGGAUAUUGCGACCAGUGGUAGUGGCGGUGGUAGUGGAAGUAAUAGCGGUAACAAAGAUAAACAACGGAGCAAGCGAAAUCGAUUGGAACGAGAGCGAAUGGAGAAGGACCGCAGCCCACGUGUAUCUCAUGAACUUGACAAGGAGUUUCUUUCAAGGAUCGAACUUGCCAAGCGGACGGAUAAUAACGGCAGUCCGCCGAAUCGAGUUGAGAAUAACAACCAAACCGGCGGAUCUCAUCAUCAUCAUCACCAUCACCACCACCACCAUAGGGAGUCUCAGCGCGAGCACCAUCACGUCUCGAUAAAUCUGCACAGCGACAACGAUGAUGGACACUCCUCGAAUCAUGAGAUGCAGACACGGCACCCCUCUCAAACGGACACUGACAGUGACGAGCCGAAGAAGCACUCGAUAUUUGAUAUUGUCGACGACGAGCCUGCUUACAUCAGUAUGUACGACAAAGUAAAGGCCCGGUCGACUAAAAAUAUGCAGAAACUCGAGGAGGAAAAACGUCAGGUCAGAUUAAAAGACAAAUUUUCACAGUUGAAGCAAAGCCGUGCCAGGAGAGAAGAAAAGAAACAAAGUACUUCUUGGGACGGUGAUUCUGUCAGCAGUAAGGCUUUAACCGAAGACGAGGGUACUUCUGAAUCAGACUCAACUCGUGCCAAAUCGCUGUCUCGUAAGGGCUCAAGAUCACGCAUCCACUCGGACACCAGCGAAGAGGACGAGUCCUUCAACAACAAAGUCCACAAAAUAAAAACCGAGAGAUUUCUUGAGAGUGACGUUGACCUCGGGUUCGCAGACACUGAAGAGAAACACACACCCACGGAGAGCUCCUCGAUCAACAGCUUGCGUACUGUUAAGCAGGAGCCAAGGUCAUCGGACGAUGAUGAACGCAUCCCUGUGGUAUCUUUUCCUUCAAACCAUCCGGCUGUUAAUAAUCAUCAGCGUGACUCGAGGAAAAAAUCACACAAAAAGAAACAAAAACGACAGAAGCUAUCAAUCUCAAGCGAAGAGGGCAGCAUUAAUAUUAAAAUUGAAUCACCGGACAGUAACGAGCACAAGAGGAAUGAACAAACUUGUAAAAAUAUCAUAUCUACCUCCGACUGUCGUGUUAAUCAUGUUAACGAUUCUACGGCUGUUACAACUGUCGCUUUGUCUUCCUCAGUCGCUCCGGCUUCGGCUGAAGUCUCUGUUACCUCUGAGGAGCGCAUCAGAGCCGAGAAAAAGCAACGGAACAAGAAGGACAAAAGAAGGGAGAGAACCAGCGAGGACAAAGCCAAGACUCGGAGAAAGAGACUAAACCGACAAGAGGCCAGAGACUCUCAGCGCAUGGAGGAUAUUUUUGGCCCCCUGUCAGACGAUGUUGAUGAUGCGCCAACAGCGCCCUUCUUCAAUCGUCUUGGCGGUCUGCCGUCCGAAAAUAACGCCUACGGCUCUGACAGCGACGGCAUGCGUAGUCCUAUUUUAGAUGUUGAUAGGGUGAGGCGCAAGGCUGAGAAGAAACGCAGACACCAAAUCGAGGACGAGAACAGCGUUGAUCUUGCGGAAGCUGGUCGAGAGAUUGAAGCUAAUUUACUAGGUCUCCCUGUCUCGCCCAAGCCUGCGGCGGUUUGCAACGAGAGCAAUGACCAUGACGUCUUCAGGUUCACUGACGAUAAUGACAGUGUGGAGCCCUCGACGCCCACUACUGCUCCCGAGAAGGUCAAAGAGAAAAAGAAGAAGCGGAAGAAGUCCAAAGAGGAGCGCAGCCGGAAGGAUUAUCACCAUCACCACCACCAUCAUCACCACCAUCAUGACAAAGCCGGUGCGCUGCCUUAUCUAGGUGCUGACCCUAGUCCUCCAAGAGCCAGCAGUCCCAUUUCUCGCAAGACAGUCUCGCCUCCUCCGUUGCCUGUUCCUAGAGACACUAUUCUCAGUCCGAUUCCCAAGAUACCCACCACUACGUCCACCCCAGCGACGACGACAGUUACUACUCCUACUGUCUCUUCUCCCUCGGUGGUGACCUCUCCGACGAUUGUCUCGAGCAAGUCCGAGAAGAAGAAGGACAAGUUCAUCCCCGGGUUCGGAAUGGAUAUUGAUGAGAAGAUCCACGAGAACGCGAUCAAGAGCAUCUCAGAACCCGAGGAGCGUGAAAGCGGAAGACAAUCCGGUGCUGGGAACCACGAACCAGAGCCUCCUGCACCAGCUACUCCACCCCCGCAAGUCGAGGACAAGCCCCGCGUGGUUAUUUCGCAAGAAGAAACCGAGGACGCGGUUGCGGCGCUGCUCGAAGAGACAUUCGGCGUGUCUACCGAGGACUUUUCCUACGAAGGCGAUGAAGAAGAGCCGGAAGGUGAUGGUGCCAGCGUACCACCGCCUGACGCGCCUCAGGAAGACGUCGAUGAGAUGCAGCAAGCUGUUGACAGUCUGAACGCCUCUACCGGGGCUGAAACAGACGCUGAUCUGAAACCAGACACGCCUCAGAGCGAGCAUGACCUCCAAAUUGAUACUGACACCGAAGAGGAUCCUAAUUAUGAGUCCUUUGAUCUGACUCAGCCGCCAAAGACUCCGGAUAUUCCGUCGUUCUACAAGUCUCCGGUCAGCAAGCAGUCUGUCAUUACAACGACGGCCGUUACUACAACAACUACCACAACGACGACUCCUGUAGAAAAUACACCUAAUUGUACGACGCCUUCACCAGUGGCCGUCAGGUCGCCCAGUCCACCAGCGUCCGUCAUCUCCCACUCCUGGACCGACGAGCACAAGCCUCCCAAGGCAGCAGAGACUCCAGAAGCCGAAGCUGGCAACAAGGACAGAGACAGAGAAAGAGAAAGAGAAAGAGCUUCAGUGGCGACUCCAUCUUCGCCUCCGGGUCAGUACAAGCCGCCAAUGCCCUGCAGUCUGCCGAUAAUCAGCAACGAGGCUCCAAGACUAUCAGCGGCCAGUCCAAGGCCGCCUGUAACUUCCUCCCAGCCUUUGUACCAGAGACUCCCAGUCUCGCUGCAGAGCCAGAUGGUGCCUCCUCUUCGACAAACUCCUCCGAGAAUGUCAGUCGCUGUGACGACGUCUCCAUCAGUCACAGUCCCUACGACUAUGACAGUCCAGCCGCGUCCUUCCACGGUGAUCCCUUCACAAGCUCCAGCUUUGUCGCCGAACGGACAGUGGUCCAGGAAUAUUCCAAUAAGCUCGCACCUUUCUCACGGAAUCAAAACUCCCUCGAUAACAUCAACAACCUGCAGGAUCCCAGUGAGUGUUCCGAUAACUGCUCCGAUUCAUCGAGAUUUGUCUAACCAGCACAUCUACUCAACGGCAGCCAGCCAGCAGCCGGUGAUCCAGCACGCACCUGGAAUGCGAGCACUCGCGCCUAGCUAUCCUCGUGGUGGUCUUCCGCCAUUGACGCUGAAUAUUCCACCGCGGCCUUACAUGCCAGUGCCCCCGCUGGUAUCGGGAAUUCCACGAGACUCUGGGAAACCGCGAGACUCUAUGGCAUUUGGUGGCAAGUCUGUUAUAGAGACUCUGAUUCCCGGUCAUCUUAAUGAGUCGCCGCAACGACUGGAGGAGCCGAAAUUGUCACCAGCGGUGAUUCCCGAGCCAACUAACAAGGCCUCCACGUCGCCGAAGGUACCCUCGCCCAACCAGCCGCCCACUUUCAUUCCUGAGACGGCCAAGAUUGAAAUAUCCGCGAGCACAUCCACGCCAGCGAUCAGUAAACCUGCUGAGAAUGUUUUGUCACCAAGGCAAAAACAAUUGCCGGUUAAUAACGCUAUUGAGUUGUCAACAGAGUUGACGAAGAAACCGGAACUGACCAACGUUCAUCUGCUGACCACCCAUCCACCUCAUACAUCUGCGCCCAGUCCGGUGAUUGUCGCGCAUGGUCAGCAUCUGGUUCACAAGUCAGUGGUACACUCUUUGAUACCCACCACUGUUACUCCCAACCAACCGCUGAUCAAGACUGUGGUUCCGGUGGUCAGCCAGUUCUCUCAAGCCCACGUUGCUCUUGAUAAACCAGCAGUCACACCUAUAGUUACCUUGGCUGGCCAACAACAACAACAGCAACGUCCACCAAUUUCUCAAGGAGUUUUGUUAAUAAAACCUCACAUUCCACUUGUCUCAACAGUCUCUCAAUCGAUAACUCGCGUGUCUACGUGUGUCACUUCAAUGGCUACUCCGAUAAUUUCACCGCCUCAACCGAAACCAACGACACCAGAAGCUCCGGCAGAGCGCCAAGAAAGAUUCACAGAUAUCCAGAAAACUAAAACAGAAGCUACUGAUUCAGCGACCGUCCAAACAAAAUUCUUACCAUCUCCAGAAGUCAAGCAAGAAGAUGUUAAACCUCCGGUUGAUCUUGUCAAGGAAGAAAGCAAGCCGGUUGAGGUUGAGGUUAAAGUCGAGAAGAUUGAAAGUGAAACUGCUGAAAUUCCUGCUAAGGUUCUACCAGAAAUUGUACCGAAAGAUGAGCCUUUGAUUACUGAACCUCCCAAGGAAAUAAAGCAACAGCGGGAUGAGGAGGAAGAACCCAAGUGUGAAGAAGACGAGGAAGAUACUGCUGAUGAAGCUCGAGAGUCAAACGAUCCUCUGGUUAUCGACAGCGCCCGCGAAGAUCCUGCAGAUAGUAAGGAAGACAGUGAUUAUUGGUCUGCUAAGGAAGUUAACAUCGAGAGUGUGAUAAAAACUGUCGACGCGCUCUGCGAUGGGGAGGUUAACGAUGAAGUUCAUGACGAUGACGACAGCCACAAUGAUCAAGAGACUAAUGGCGAGUCCCACGACACCAGCAAAGGUGAAGACUGGCCUGAUACUGAAUCUACAGAAGGCGAUAGCAAGAAAGAUUUCUCUAACAAUGACGAGCAGGACGAAGGCGUUGAAACUUCCUGCGAAAUUGAGCCUCGCUCCCGCCGCGUCAGGUCUAAGACUCGUCGCGGUGGUGGCCGAGGUGGAGUAUCUAAUAGACGCGUCAACAGAACAGCGGCUUCUGGGAAGCGUGGAGGACGUACUCCGAGGAACAGCAAGCAAGAGAAGAACAAAUUACCCGCUGAUGUUUACGAAUUCCACGAUGACAGCGAGGAAGACAACGCGGGUCGACCGCGGCUUAUUUUGACGAUUAAAUCACCUGGCCCGACUGCAGCUGCUGGACCCAAUGCUCAACCAGUAGCAGCUGUGAAAGAAGUCGCUGCGGAAGAGUUUGUCUCUCCUGCGACCAACACCCGGAAAUCUAAAAGACUUGCUGAGAAAGACAUCAGCAGGACCACUGUUGAUGACACCAUUGAAGACGUGGUCCGAGGGUCGGCUCCUAACAAAGCUCUGCUUGGUGUCCAAGCCACACGAAGAAGCACCAGGCACAACAACGGCUCCAAGCCUCUCCAGCCGCAGCUUAUGAUCGUUGAGACCAGAAAAUCAAGAGGCGGGCGAAGAACUUCAAGGAGAACUUCCGAGACCAAUGAAGACAGUGGGGAAGAAAAGAGCAAGGAUCCAAGGCCAGAGGCAGUUAUUACAUCAGCUCCGUCUCCGGUUUCUGUUACCACCACGACGACAACCACCAGAAGUGAUAGUGAGACCACCGAGACAGCUUCUGUCGCCGUUCCUGAGACUCCGGUCAAGCAAGGUCCUGAGCCGGUUAAACAACUACCUGCUCUGGGACAGAAGUCUUCUUUGGAGCCGAUGACUCUGAUCGACCCGGUGACUGGCAUGCUGAUUCCCAUGAGGGAGUCUGAAGAAGGCCAGUACAUUCCAGUCUCUACAGCCUCCGGACAGAUACAGAAUAUCCCCAGAAGCUUGGUUGAAGCGCGCACGAAUAUUGAUGUAAAGGGAGACAAAUUCCCGCCGACGUUGCAGCCAGCCCAUCCUAGGCCUGUUGAAGAGUCUAAAGCUAAAGUUCCCGAGGCGCCGCCUAAUCUGGAGCCUGCUGACCUGAGCCAGCCGUGCAAGACCCAGACUAGUGUCAUCACCAAGUCUCAGGCUUCUGCUCCAGCUCCUACGGUUCAGGUGACUUCCUCGGUGGUCGUCCAGCCGACGAUGACUCCACCAGUGUCCACGUCUGUACUGACCAACACGCCGACCAACCUGGUGACGAGUCAGUGCAAGCCGACGAGUUUGAAGGCUCACGUGUUGAAUCCCAGCAAGCUUGCCAGCACUCCGGUGGCUCAGCAGAUUGUGGUGUCCAAGCCGGUGACUCCGAGUCAGCCCGCGGUACAGAAUAUCAUCAAGCAGCCGAACCAGGCCAUGUCUGGGUUGAGGCUGCAAAUUCCUGCUGGAAGAGUCUCUUCACCGGGACUGAGUCCGCGUGGCAAGCAGCCGGUUCCUAUCAGCAGUGCGAAUGGUAAACCGGGACAGCCUAUGUCUCCGGUCCUGAACAGCUCCAACAUCCCGCCGAACCCCAAGCAGCAUCUUCUCCAGGCUGCUAAGCAGCAGCAACAGCAGCAACAGCAGCAACAACUGCAACAGCAGCAACAGACACCGACGAUAGUGAACAUGCAGCAGAAAAUGGGAAUUAAUGCCCACCCAAGCAACGUAGCGACUACUCCGGUCCAGAGGAUCCACAACCCCAUUUCCCAGGCUACCAAUCUCAAGGGAAUUAACGGGCAAACUCAUCUGCCAAGCCCGAAAGCUCAUUUACUCCAAGCGGUCGCUCCAAACACGAUAAUGAGCGGUGGAGUCGCCAGUCCACCUACCCAGCCGCACAUUAUUGGAGCACAGGCGGUUGUUUCAGUGGCUAGUUGUUCGAGAUCUAUUGCAGCGAAACCACAAAUCGCUGGGAUGGAACCACCUAAAGUUGAAGUAUCGAUGUCUGGGUGUAUUAUGGUCCCUAAUGCUAGUCCGAGCCGGGUUUCUGUUCCCUACGAAGCAGCUUUGCAUGGACCUCCAGGCGCAGCUCCAUCACCAGGAGGUCAGUACGGACUCGUUCCACCACACAGAACACAGAGCCCUCCAUUACCUCCGCCUGCUCAUCAUCAUACUAAUGCUUCUCAGGGUGACGUAGUAAAUCAUUACGGUGGACUAUCAAGAGCUGGCGAAUUACCACCACCUUACAUGCUUCCUCUUCCGUACCAGUUCUUGCGUGCUCAACAAGAAGCAGCAUUGACAACACCACGUAUAGCGUAUCACGUACCUGACGCGCGUUCGCCUCAUCUGCCUCUCGAUCCUAAAAUGGAAGCCAGCGGCGAAGAAAGCCACAGCCCGCCAUUAGAGCUGGUACGAGCGACCAGAACUCCUCACGACCGGACAACAGACAGCCCCCAGGUCGCUCAAGUCUAUAUGAUGCACGGUGGUCAACGUUUACCAGCACCACCUCAGUACAACACCGGGAGUAAUCCUGUUUUUGCUGGUGGACCCACCGGUGCUCGCGGUCCUUAUUAUGAGCCACCACCCGCGCACAUUCGCUCUCAGUAUCCAAUGGCUGCGAGUGAAGCGCCAGAUCGCGCGUUGACACCAGACCGACACAGAAAGCAUCAAGUAGCUACACCACCUCAUGCUUCGCAAGUUCCACCUCAAGCGGACUCACUUCUCAUGCUCCUCAGGCGGUACCCUGUCAUGUGGCAGGGUCUGCUGGCUUUGAAGAAUGAUCAAGCUGCUGUGCAGAUGCAUUUUGUUUUUGGUAAUCCUAAUGUUGCCACGGAGAGUCUUCCAUGUAACAGUGACAGGUCAACUCCGCCACUGAGAAUCGCACAGCGGAUGAGGCUGGAACAGACACAAGUUGAUGGAGUAGCAAGAAAGAUGCAGACUGACAAUGAACAUUGUAUGCUGUUGGCAUUGCCUUGUGGACGAGAUCAAAUGGAUGUUCUUCAGCAGAGUAAAAAUCUUCAAACUGGUUUCAUAACUUACCUACAACAGAAACAGGCAGCUGGAAUUGUAAAUAUUGCCGCACCGGGUUCACAGCAG
Molecule: messenger RNA, 12226 nt
Organism: Cotesia glomerata
Lineage: Eukaryota; Metazoa; Arthropoda; Insecta; Hymenoptera; Braconidae
Product: protein split ends
Biological process (GO): regulation of transcription by RNA polymerase II
Cellular component (GO): nucleus
Molecular function (GO): mRNA binding
Source: RefSeq, a predicted model, not a curated record